AUGUCAGAACCAGCUCAGUACACUGUUGGGUGGAUAUGCGCGUUGGAGACAGAAUAUGCCGCUGCCCGAGCUUUUCUUGAUAAAAGGCAUAGCCAACCGAAGAUACUUUCGCCAGUGGAUUAUAAUGUCUAUACAUUGGGAGAAAUUGGAGGCCAUCAGGUUGUUAUUGCCGCACCACUGGUUCCAUACGGCACAUCAGCAGCCAGGGUAGCUAGAGAUAUGGUAAUCAGCUUUCCAGACAUCCGGUUUUGGCUAAUUGUUGGGAUUGGGGGGGGUGCUCCAACAAAAGAGGAUAUCCGCCUGGGAGACGUUGUCGUGAGCUCAUCCCAAAGUAGACAUGGCGGCUUACUGCAAUAUGACAUGGGUAAAGAGUUGCAAAAAGAAGAAUUCCAUCCAAUAGGGUUCUCCGGCCAGCCCCCUACUAUCCUACUCACAGCUGUAUAUAGGCUCCAAGCGCGGUAUGCGUUAGAGGGCCAUCGGAUAAAGGAGAGCAUUCAAGCUGUGCUUAAAGGUAACAAAAGUCUGAGACAAAAGUAUACACGACCCCAUUCUGAAACUGAUAGGCUUUAUGAAAGCCAGUUUACUCAUCCAAAUUCUCAGGCAAGCUGUGCCGAGUGUUGUGAUGACUCGAGGUUGAUUUUCCGACCAAGGCGAAGGGAGGGGGAGGAUCCCACUAUCCAUUAUGGUUUGAUAGCAUCUACGAACAUGGCGAUUAAAGAUGCGAUAUUCCGUGAUAAGCUAGCUGCAGAUCAAGAUGUUCUAUGCUUUGAAACGGAAGCGGUAGGACUAAUGAAUCAUAUCCCCUGCUUGGUUAUCCGUGGCAUUUGUGACUAUACCGACUCCCAUAAAAGCAAGGAAUGGCAAGGCUAUGCCGCAAUAGUGGCAGCUGCAUACGCAAAAGAACUCUUGUCUCAAAUUGACUGUCGGCGGGUAUAUGUUGAGCCAAAAGUCAGUGAAGUUAUGGAAGAGACCCAAACCCAAUUGGACAUUACAUCCGAGGACGGUGAUAUGAUUCAUUCAAUCGAUAGCGGAUCGGCUGAGGAAAUUGAUGCUAUGCUGCAAAGUUUCAAUUUUCAGGAUUUACCAGUUGCUGAAGGAGCCGAGCUCGGAAUAUAUAUAGAUCAACGCGAAGAAUUUAUCAUUGGAGCUAGAACAGAGCUUUUGCUCAAAAAGAUCGACGAAUGGGCGGUCUUACCAGAAGGGAAGUGUUUGUUUUGGCUCAAUGGUGACCCCGGAACUGGCAAGUCUACAAUAGCACGAACAGUGGCCAAAACCUUUCAGGAGCGACGGUUGCUGGGGGCAAGCUUCUUUUUUACGAGUGGUAAAGGGGAUCGUGGAAAUGCAGCUCUUUUUUUCCCAACUAUUACCACGCAACUAUUCACCAGGAUUCCGAGGCUACGUGCUGCUAUUCUACAGGUAUUACGAGAUAACCCAGGAAUUUCAGCUAAACCACUCAAGGAGCAGUUUGAUAAGCUGCUCCUCGAGCCACUUCUCAGCUUAGAAAGGCCAAAACAUCAGAGCUCACCUCUAGUGAUUGUGAUUGAUGCACUGGAUGAAUGUGACGGUGACAAUGAUAUUAGGGCUAUCCUCCAACUACUACCACAUGUUCAGGAGUUGAACUCAAUACGCCUGCGGUUUUUCAUAACCAGUCGGCCUUACUCAUCUAUUCAACGAGGAUUUCAGUCUAUCAGAAACAGUUAUCAGGAUUUGAACCUACAUUCAGCUUACGAAAAUGAAGAUUGUAUCCAAAGCGAUAUUGAGAGUAUCUUCUCUGAAGCGUCGAUCUUAUCAUCCCAGUCAUCUCAAGGCGAGUUGAGGGCAAUCGCUAUUUCGGAGCUGGCCAGUUUACUUUUGAACGAUGAUAAAUUAAGAGCUCUGUUCCCAACGGCUAUGUUAAGAGUUGGCCCCGAUAGAUUCCAGAGGAACUUUACACGCAUCCUCAAGAAGUUUGGCCGGAAUCUAAAAGGCGAAGCGGCAAACGAGCUUCAAUCCCAAGCGGCACAUUUUGUGCAGUUAUCCGCUCAGCGGACAGCAACAGAAAUCCGUAAAAUGCUACAGCAGGAUAACACAAAACUUCCUAUUGAACAGAGAUCAGAUGCGCCAAAAGCAGCCCGGGUUAAUGCAUGGCUAGAGUCACAAAAGGAAGACCACACCAAGCUACAUUUUGAAGAUCCCCCGGACGCAUAUACCAACGGAUCUUCUACUGAAAGUGAUUCGGAUGACCCAGAAGGACCUGAGCAGGCCUCAUUCAGCAGCCUUGAAGGCGUUCAGCGAUUCCUACUAACGACGCAUGCAUUUAUGUACCUUUGCCAAGAAUUCAGUGAAUGGCUAGAAUUGAAGAAGACAGAAGGUGACACAGAUCGAAACAAGAAUAUCAAGAAAGGCAGCCCUAGCAUCUCAACCGACAGUAGAGGCACCAGGAUAGAGAUGAUAUGUUCAUCUUGGUGGCUGCGCCUGAAGAAUAUCUGCUCCCCACCAGCAGCUGGUUACGAACGAAUCCACUAUAGAUGUGGAUGUGGGGAACUUUCAUACAUUGAUGUCAAGGAGCUGUCAAUAGGUGGGAUUGAAAAAGCUCGGCAGAGCCUCCUUGCUAGCAUCGCCGCUGUCAGCAAUGGUCGGCAUAACUCACCUAGCUCAAACUAUAUAUACCCCCCACCUCAAGCGCAUUUGAAUGACAGAGUGAGUGUGACAGUAUCUAACAGAAAUUCUGCGCUGAAUAAUGCUGCAAAUGGCCAGCCUCUUCAAUCCACGGUGAUUGGAAAUAUCCAAGCCGAGGGAACAAUGUCACAAAAUCAGGAGGCACAAUUCCUUCUUAUGUGUGUCAACACAAAAAACUCAACAAUGCUUGUCCAUAUCGAAGUUGGGUCUCUAACCAGUGACCAAUAUCUGUUCCAACAAAUGCACCAAGAAUAUCAGAGGGUACGCAAGGAACAUGAAUUCAGAAUUGCAAAUACCCUUCCAUCGUGGGUUUGCAACCUGCUGCGCACAAUCUCAAUCAAAAUUCCAACACUCCUCUCGCUACCUCAGCGUUUUAACUUUCCUUUAAUACUGAGUUCAGUCCUGAGCAAGUUGCACCUUCAUAAAGUUUCAUCAGGAGACUUUGUUCGAUUUCAGUUAGUACCAAUAGGGAUGGAAACCUGCCCCAGGUGGUUCAAGACUAGAACUAUUCCUCCAGAGGCUGAGGUCAAGGCCAAAAGAUAUAUCUAUAAACCAGUCCCGAUGGAAGAUGUCGAAUUUGUGGAUAUACCAUUGCAACAUCUGCUAAAGCCAGGACCUCAUACCGACACUUUCUGGUUAAACAGAUUUCCCAAGAAAAUCAGGGAACCAUUGAUUCGGCUACCUGGAGAUGAUGGACAGCGUAUUAUCGGAUGGGGCAUUCGAAUUAACGAAUGCCUGAAUUGGUCAAUGAUUUUGUUCUCAAUAUUCCUGAUACUUUUGGCAAUUGGUGUGAGUGUCGUCCUCUACGCGACAAUCACUGCGGAUAACUCGUCUGCCUUCGCCUUUGGAGCAUUCAUGGUCGCAAUGAUAACGGUAUAUCUCACUUACCAAUAUUUUGCAUGGAAAGAGGUCGAGUGA
This is a messenger RNA of Aspergillus caelatus, 3576 nucleotides long. RefSeq lists its product as uncharacterized. The transcript is spliced from 4 exons. Gene Ontology annotation, molecular function: catalytic activity. Gene Ontology annotation, biological process: nucleoside metabolic process. Bases 1 to 3576 code for a protein of 1191 amino acids. The record is from RefSeq and is a predicted model, not a curated record. Lineage: Eukaryota; Fungi; Ascomycota; Eurotiomycetes; Eurotiales; Aspergillaceae.